UUAGUUUUAGACAGAAAACGCCACUACCGUUGCCUUACUUCCAGUUCGUCGCUUUUGAAAGUCGCGCCAACCAAUGUGGAGACACAUAACCUGCACCGAGACUACCAAAGGCAACACUGGUGUUGGAGCUGGUUGCGGGUUGUGGUUUGGAUUUGGUUCUUCGUCACGAAAGGUUGUAGGUAAUUUCUCCAAAGAUGUCCGAUCCAGAGAACGAGGUUACAGAUAAGAUUAAGUCGGCUAUAGGAACUGACUUAUGGACACUCUUGGAAAAACCACCCUACAACUUUAAAGUUACUGAAUCGUUAGCAAAUGUUUUGGAAAGUUACGGAUUCAACAAGCUGUGUUCAUUUCGUAAUAUGAAUGAAAUAGUUUUGGGAAAUAUUGAGAAAUUUAUGGUUCACAAACUUCCCAGAAUACUGGAAAGAAAGUAUGAUCAAGAAAAAGCCAAAAAUCCUCUAAUGACUAAAACUGAUAUGAUGGAAAAGUAUUAUGGCUCUUUAUUUGCAUACUGUCCAGAAGAGUUUGAGCUAGGUGGACUUAAAUCAGAACUUGUGCAAAUUUCAGCAAUAGCCGAAAAUAUUUAUAGUGAAAAGAAGUGUGCUUCAAUUUUCCAAAAAAAUAAACAGAAAGCAAUCAUGUCAAGCUCAACCAGAUCUUCUAGCUUAGGCUCGCCAAAAUCUUUUGUCUCUGGAAAUCAAAGUGGGCAAACAGAAAGAAAAGAUAACACUUCAGAAAACGCUUCACUUCAACCAGCUGAAACUCUAGUUGAAUUCCGUGAUGAUAUUGCUCGCAAUGUCAGCAGAUGGCUCAAGAGCAAUGCUCCUGAUAUAUUAGAUGACGAUGCAGAUGAUUUUGAUACCAAUCCAGACUUCAACAUUACUGUUGCAAAAGGAGACGGGGGAAUGUCUGGUGAAAUUGAAUGCCCUGUCAAGUCUUGCAGAAAAAAAUACACCCUUCAGCACACAGGAGGCAGAUGGUCUAAUGGCAACUUGUAUAGGCAUAUCAAUAGUGAACACAUAUUGAAACCUAUCAAACAAAAACAACAACAAGCCUCCUACAAAAAAUUGACUGAUAUUUUUCAAAAAGUUGGUGCAGUGAGUGUAGCGGAGGCCAUUGAGAGCAAUUGUAGCCUUCCUCCUAGUUCUCUGACCCACACAGCCCUAGUUCAUGAUUCAACUCAUGAUAGUGAUCCAGAGGCUAAAAGUACUACUGGACUAGAUGAUGGAGAACAGUCACCUAAAGCGGGUUUGCUUAAUAGGAGAUCUAGACCAGGAAGAUUUCCUUCUGAUCUCAAUGAAAUAAGGAUGUGCCCUGACACUGUGAAGGAUUUUCACUCAGAGAGGAGGACCCCACCAGCAGCCCUCCUCUGUCAAGGAAGCAACAAAGAGACUGGUCACCCUACAGCAGAACACGUAGGACCCAAGGAAAGCUCCGAGAAGCUAGUGUCUCAUGUCACACAAUAAAGGAGUAU
Messenger RNA from Frankliniella occidentalis (western flower thrips), 1471 nucleotides. RefSeq lists its product as uncharacterized. The record is from RefSeq and is a predicted model, not a curated record. The coding region runs from base 195 to 1463 and encodes 422 amino acids. The transcript has 6 exons. NCBI's taxonomy places the organism in Eukaryota, Metazoa, Arthropoda, Insecta, Thysanoptera, Thripidae.